CGCCCCCUAGCGGGUGGUGGCGGAGCAGCGGCUGCCUGAGAUAACGCCGUGCGCCCGGCGCCGCUUCCAUUGCCCUUCAUUCUUCGGUGCUCAGCGGGGAGGAGGGCAAGUGAGUCCGCCCCCACUCGUGAUCUUCGCCUCAUGUCGGCCCCGAGCGGGUGUUGUUGGGGCGCUCACAGCCCGGCCUGGAUGCCCCUGAAGUGCCGGGGCCGGAUGGCAACACCUGCACGCAGCUCCUGUCAGCCUGAGUAGGGUCCAGCGACAUGGAGGGGAACCGAAUGCUGCGUGACUGCCCUGAAGACAAGAACUGUACGACGUCCAGGAAAGAAGCAGCUGAAGGUGAUUUGAAGGCAUUCUGGACACAACUGGAAAGUAAGAGAGUGGAUCUCAUAUUUGAGCAGGUGCAAGAAGUCCUGCUGCUGCUAAAGGAAAAGAUCAAGAAUGGAACAGCCACAAAUCAAGAAUACUGGCAGGCGUGGGCAUUGGUGAACGAAGCUGAUCUGAGUGAUCUUUUAACAUUGACAAAUGUAAAUGAUGUUCUUGAUGGAGAGGAUAUCCAGGAACCUAAACGUAAAUCGCAGCAACCUGUUACAGAUGACAACAGUGGAAACUCUGUAGAGGAUUCACCCAGUUUUCCUCCUCUUGUUCCUAUUAGCAAAAAGGAGAAGACUGAAAAAUCAGAUUCAGAGACUGAGGAAGCGUCGAGUGAAAUUCAACAUGUACCUUUAGAUCCCCAGUAUCAGAUCCACAAGUGCUCCAGUGCAUGUCUCUCCAACAGAGCAAUAAGCUCCUACAAGGGUGAAAAUCCUCUUAAGAUACCAAUACUGUUUCACUUCCAAAGACGCCAUGCGAAAGCAGACUGCCUUUCCAAAUCCCUGGAUGUGCAUUAUAAAGCUCCCUGUGGCAGAAGUCUGAGAAGUUUUCAAGACGUUCAAAAUUAUUUGUUUGAGACAAAAUGUGAUUUCUUAUUUAUUGAUCACUUCUCUUUUAACACGUACGUCCUGUUGGGCAGGAACACUGUAAGUCCGGAACCGCUUGUGUUUGAUCUUGAUAUUAGCAAUGGGGCUGAAUCUGUGCCUGUUUCCUUCUGUAAUGACAUUGACCGUGCCAGAUUACCUUAUUUUAAAUACCGAAGGGCAUCGUGGCCUCGUGGAUAUUAUCUCAACAAUUUAUCCAGCACGUUUCUUGAUUCGUGUGACUGCACAGAUGGCUGCAUUGAUAGGUCAAAGUGUGCGUGUCUACAGCUGACUGCAAGAGGCUGCCGAAAAGUUUCUGUGUCUCCCAAUGCUAAAACAUCUCGUGGAUACAGUUACAAAAGACUGGAAGGGCCUGUUCCUAGUGGAAUUUAUGAGUGCAGCGUGUCAUGCGGAUGUGACAAGAUGAUGUGUCAAAACAGAGUUGUACAGCAUGGCAUUCAAGUUCGGCUGCAAGUGUUCAACACAGAGAAGAAGGGUUGGGGUGUCCGCUGCCUUGAUGAUAUCGACAAGGGGACGUUUGUUUGUACUUACUCAGGCAGGUUAAUGAGCAGAGCUGAAGUUCAAGAGUUGGGAGGCGCCGAUCAAGACUUGAAGGAGGAAAGUGCUGUAAAUGACACGGGGUAUUUUCUUUCCAAAAGAAGAAAACUUGACUCCAGCUGUUCAGACUCUGAGAUUGAAUUCGUGCAGACCAGCAAAGAUGACAUCCUUGAGCAGCAGGAACCUUCUGGUAAUGAAAAUGAAUCAGCUCUAAUUCAUCCAAAGAAUUUGAAUGCUGCAGCCGUGAGAAGGCUUGGAACUAGAAUAGCUGUUGUGGAUCAUCGCCAGCUAAAAACGGAGGUUGAUACACUGGUGCACAGCGGCAGCUCAGAUGAAGAUAAUAGUUCUCAGCCUGAGCGGUCAAGCAAAAGAGAACAGACCAGUGGAACAAAGAAAGAAAAAGAAAGAUCCAUCCAGAAGCAGAAGGAAGAAGAUCUGGUGGAAGUUGGACAGACGGAGCCUGCUGAAAUGGGCCGUGCUGAAUGCAGAAGGAAGGGGCUGUCUCUGAAGGGUGUUGCUUGUGGCAGAUCAGAUGUGCUGAAUGAUAAACACGUUGUGAAGCCAUCCACAAAGGUUCCACAAAAAGCUGACUGCAAAGAGGAAGCUCACAGAAAGUCUAAACAAGGCAUAUUUUGUAUGGAAGCAGACGGUGACAGGACACUUCUGAAGAAUGCUAACAAUGAAUAUAUCUAUAUACUAGAUGCCACAAAAGAAGGAAAUGUGGGUCGUUUUCUUAACCACAGCUGCUGCCCCAAUCUCUUUGCACAGAGUGUGUUUGUAGAGACUCACAACAGAAGAUUCCCAUGGGUUGCUUUCUUCACAAACAGGCACGUGAAAGCUGGAACUGAGCUCACGUGGGAUUAUGGCUAUGAAGCUGGAACUAUGCCUGAGACAGAGGUUUCCUGUUGGUGCGGAGUUCAGAAAUGCAGGAAGAAGACCUUAGGAAUUGAAGAUUCCUGCUGUGGACUUGCCCAGAAACCACCAAGUGCUCUCCAGAUAAUGGCGAAAAUGGUGAGGAGGACGUGUGCGUUCUGUUCAGAAGGGGAUGCUGCUUCUAUAAUGUACGUUGCCAAAGAGCAAAAUAUUGCAGCUCAUCAGAAUUGUUUGUUAUUUUCCUCUGGAUUUGUGGAAUCUGAAGAAUAUAACCCAGAAAAUCUAGAUUUAAGGUUUGAUGUGGAGUCUGUGUUGAAUGAACUCAAGAGAGGAAAGCGUCUGGUGUGCAACUUCUGUCGCAAGAAAGGAGCUACAGUGGGGUGUGAGGAGAGAGCCUGUCGCAGGAGCUACCACUACUUCUGUGCCCUGUGUGAUGAUGCAGCCAUAGAAACAGAUGAAGUAAAUGGAGUCUACCGAGUGUUCUGCUCGAAACAUGACCCAGGCAACAGGACCAAUCACUAUGAUGCAGCUAAUAAGAGGAGAAGACAUGCAUCGAAAUCUUCCACCAUCAUGGAACAAAUGAGGACAGAAGAGACGGCAGAAGAAAAUGGAUUACGGAUACUAAGGAGGAAAAGCAGCAGACACAAAGUCCGAAUCGACUUUCUCAGGAAAUGCAAACAAGCUGGGCUUCUGGAUGACAUAUUUGAAGAGAUGUUGGACACCCUUCACUUGGCACAGGAAAAGCUGAUGGAUGACAACACUUCAGAGACAGAGUAUGAAGAGACGGUAAUAUCACUCUUUGACUGUGGACUGUUUGAAAACAUACUGACAAAUAUUCAUUCAGGGACUGAGGAAAGAAUCCAGGAACUGCUGGAAAGCAGGAAGAGACUGGAUAACAAGAUUGAGCUCCUGCAGGAGUUAAAAGAAGUUUCCCUCCCCUCCCAAGAGAGUGCUGCCAGUACAUCCAGUACAGUGUCUGAAUAACCCCCACAGAUGUCAGCCAUGGUGUCAAUGCUCCAUGUUUUCUAAUGAUAAGAAUCAUAUAGAGCACAUCUGGUCAGUAUGUAAGCGGUUUCCUUUCUCCCAGGCAAUGGCCACAAGGGAAGACUGGGUGUUUUUACUCAUUUUUAUACCUCACUGUUGCAAUAACUUGAAGUUGUUACUCUUUAAAUCGUAUUAUAUAUCAACUGUAGGUUUUGUAAAGCCAAAUAAAACCCUCUACUGGGACUUUUUCCUUCAAAGCCAAGGGACUACCAUCAGCUGCCACAGAAGGCUUUUUCAAGUCACUUUAAUUGCAGCAGCCCCUCCUGACUGUGUGAAGCAGCCAAUUCCCUGCCUGCAUCUACGUACGCACUGUUGUUAAAAGGACUACAGCACUGCUCUGGCUUUCCAAAGAAGAUAAACUAGCAGGACAUGCACUUGGAGAGAAGUCUUCUGAAUUGUAAGAUGGAGGUUUUUCAAGUGUUCAUUGACUGCCUAAAAUAUUCGGUCUGCUGUAGCAGCAGUGGUAGAGCAGUGGUUACAGGCAGACCAGAAGUGGUUGGGUACUACAGCCUGAUCAAUGUGUAUAGCAUAGAAUGUAUCAAACUACGGGACCGUCUUCCUUUCUUCAUUAAGAAAGGAUUCAACUUCCCCCUGGUUUAUUAUAUUCAAAUGGCUUGAAUACAAAAAAGCAUUGAUUAGCUACAAAGAGGGUAACUUAAUGAAAAUAAAGUGUUUUUAAGGAA
Coturnix japonica (Japanese quail) is the source of this 4114-nucleotide messenger RNA. RefSeq names its product SET domain bifurcated histone lysine methyltransferase 2 (gene SETDB2). Gene Ontology annotation, molecular function: zinc ion binding; histone H3K9 methyltransferase activity; DNA binding. Gene Ontology annotation, cellular component: nucleus. Gene Ontology annotation, biological process: negative regulation of gene expression; heterochromatin organization. Lineage: Eukaryota; Metazoa; Chordata; Aves; Galliformes; Phasianidae. The record is from RefSeq and is a predicted model, not a curated record.